Dromaius novaehollandiae (emu) is the source of this 1367-nucleotide messenger RNA. It is a transcript of the gene KCTD4, whose product is annotated as potassium channel tetramerization domain containing 4. Gene Ontology annotation, molecular function: protein binding. Lineage: Eukaryota; Metazoa; Chordata; Aves; Casuariiformes; Dromaiidae. The transcript has a single exon. Gene Ontology annotation, biological process: protein homooligomerization. Bases 138 to 911 code for a protein of 257 amino acids. The record is from RefSeq and is a predicted model, not a curated record.
GAGCUGACAGCCCGUGCAAUGCCAGCAGCAUUUCCAUUCCAACACCGUGCCGGAGCUGAAUAAAGGUACCUUUCAAAAACAGAAAAAAGCCGAAGGGAAUACAGCAAGACAGCUGUCUUUUUCUCCUGGCUUUGACAAUGGAGCGAAAAAUAAACAGAAGAGAAAAGGAAUACGAAGAAAAACAGAGCAACUCGGAAGGCUCCGAUCAAGACAAGGACUGUAAGACGUCUCUGAUUACUCUGAAUGUUGGUGGCUAUCUGUAUAUCACACAGAAACAAACGCUAACCAAGUAUCCAGAUUCUUUUCUUGAAGGUGUGAUAAACGGAAAAAUAAUGUGUCCAUUUGAUGCAGAUGGUCACUAUUUCAUAGACAGAGAUGGACUUCUUUUCAGACACAUCCUAAACUUCCUACGAAAUGGAGAACUUCUUCUACCAGAAGGGUUUCGAGAAAAUCAACUUUUGGCACAAGAAGCAGAUUUUUUUCAGCUUAAAGUACUAUCAGAUGCCGUGAAAUCAAGGUGGGAGAAGGAACAGCUAGCAUCCAGAGAGACUACUUUCCUGGAAAUCACUGACAGCCAUGACCGUUCACAAGGUCUUAGGAUCUUUUGUAAUGCUCCGGAUUUCAUUGCAAAAAUAAAAUCUAGAAUAGUUCUGGUGUCCAAAAGCAGGCUGGAUGGAUUUCCGGAGGAGUUUUCAGUAUCUUCAAAUAUCAUCCAAUUCAAGUACUUCAUAAAGUCGGAAAACGGUACACGACUUGUAUUGAAGGAGGACAACACCUUUGUCUGCACCCUGGAAACUCUAAAGUUUGAGGCUAUAAUGAUGGCUUUAAAAUGUGGAUUUAGACUGCUGACCAGCCUGGAUUGUUCAAAAGGGUCAAUUGUUCACAGCGAUGCACUUCAUUUUAUCAAGUAAUUACAAGGGCAAAGGAAAUGAGCACGCAGCCACUAAACCUUGUUCAACUACAGCAUCCUGGCAUCACAAACAAUGUAUCUAACCAGCCUUGUACCACAGAGCUCUGCUGCUAAUCAAUUAAUGUGAGCUAAUGGUAUGUAAAUCUCAUAAGGACAUCCAUCUCUGGGUUACUUAAGCUGAAUGAAGAUUUUAUGCCUAAAUUUAAUAAAAAUGAUCUGCUCAACACUGUAAACACAGACUGCUUUAUGCUAUUUGUAAUACGUGUUUUCUUCAUGCUGCCUUUCAACCACAGUCUAGCAAAAUUUCUGUGUACUUGUAUGACUAACAUGCAUACACCUAAUUGCUCUGCUGAACAGCAGUGAGAGUAUUUUCAUAUAAUAUGCAAGCUUAAAAUAUGUUUUGCUUAUAACGAAUUCAGAAUGGAUCUUAACUGGAAUAAAUGAUUUUGAAUAUUCA